Messenger RNA from Botrytis cinerea B05.10, 1168 nucleotides. RefSeq lists its product as hypothetical. NCBI's taxonomy places the organism in Eukaryota, Fungi, Ascomycota, Leotiomycetes, Helotiales, Sclerotiniaceae. The transcript has 3 exons. The coding region runs from base 182 to 1045 and encodes 287 amino acids. Gene Ontology annotation, molecular function: oxidoreductase activity. The record is from RefSeq and is a predicted model, not a curated record.
GUGCGUCCGGUGGUAUAUGAUACUGUCAUAAGCAAUCCAUGAUAUCAUGCAUUUGAAUUUUGUACUAAACCAGUUUGUCCACGACAUAGCUCAUUCAUCGAAGCUUCUUUUCGAAAUAUGCAUCGGACUCUAAUACACUUCCAUCAGAGUCCAUCCAUCGUACCCAAGCACAAAAAUUAAAAUGCCAUUUCCCUACAAAACUGUACUGGUGGUUGGCGCCACCUCAGGUAUUGGAUUUGCCCUCACUGAGAAAAUGCUUUCCGAAGGCGUCACCAAAAUCAUAGCUUUGGGUCGACGUCAAGACAAACUCGAUGAAUUACAGAAAAAUCAUGGAGAUGUGAAAGUUUCAACUGUCAACUUUGAUAUUACGAAUCUUGAGGGUAUUCCCAGAAUGGUUGAGGGAGUCCUCAAGUCACACCCCUCCCUCGACUGCGCAUUCCUCAAUAGUGGAAUACAACGUUCUCUCGAUUUUACGCAACCUUCAUCUAUAGAUCUCGAUUCGAUCUCUAUAGAAUUCACGACUAAUUAUCUCUCCCAUGUUCAUCUUACCAAAGCACUUCUUCCACAUCUACAGAAUAGAGUCAAGGGUGGCGAAAACGCAGGAUUGAUAUUCACGACUAGUGGCUUGGCUUUGGUACCAAUUGUACGAUGUGGAAAUUAUUGUGCAAGCAAAGCUGCUAUGCAUCAAUUAAUUCUCGUUAUGCGGGAACAGUUGAGAGAUUUGGGUCAGGGCGAAGAUGGGAAUACUGCGGAAGGCAAGGCUUCGGGGGAGAAUAAAAAGCGCAAGGGGAUACAAGUGAUUGAAAUCUAUCCACCGGCUGUUCAGACAGAGCUUCAUGACGAGAAACAUCAGCCGGAUAUUAAAGACGGCAGGAAUAUGGGAAUGCUGUUGGAUGAGUUUACAAAAGAAGCGUGGAGAGGAUUGGAGAGGGGCGAUGAAGAUAUUCCUGUGGGGACGACGUGGAAGGGAUUUGGUUAUGAGGAGGUGGAGACGAGGAGGAAGAGAUUAUUUGGCGAGAUGAUUGAGAAGAUGCAAGGCAAUUGAGGUUGCAUCGACGAUUUAAGGGAUCUGAAGAUAAGUUUCGGGACAGGUAUGGGUGAGCUGUAUAUUGAACCUGGCGAAUGGUUCGAGUGGGAAACGCAACGUGCUUCGACUAUACAAAGCUGC